UCUCCCCACUCUCAACAUUUCACCUCACUCUUUUUCACAGUCCUUCACCUGAAACAAAGAAGAAGAAGAAAGAAGUCUUCUCCGGUCACCCUCACCGUCUCCGAUGUCCAAGCAGACCUACCGAGUGUGCUUCUGCUUCCGCCGCCGCUUCCGCCUCACCGUCUCCGAAGCCCCGGCCGAGAUCAAGACCCUCUUCGACCAGUACUCCGAGAAUGGCCUCAUGACCCUCGAUCACCUCCACCGCUUCCUCACUGACGUCCAGAAGGAGGACCUCACUAAAGAGGAGGCCCAGGCCGUACUGGAUCACAGCCUCCACGACUUCCGCCAUCUCAGUAUCUUCCACCGCAAGGCUCUCAACCUCGAGGCCUUCUUCAAGUACCUCUUCGGCAACACCAACUCCCCUAUCAACACCAAGGUCCACCACGACAUGAAUGCGCCUUUGUCGCACUAUUUCAUACACACCGGCCACAACUCCUACUUGACCGGGAAUCAGCUGAGCAGCGACUGCAGCGAUGUGCCGAUCAUACAAGCGCUGCAUAGAGGAGUGAGGGUGAUUGAGCUUGAUAUUUGGCCCAAUUCGAACAAAGAUGAUGUGGAUGUACUUCAUGGAGGGACAUUGACUGCUCCAGUGGCACUUGACAAAUGCUUCCAGUCUAUAAAGGAACAUGCUUUUGUUGCAUCUGAGUACCCUGUUGUGAUUACCUUAGAGGAUCAUCUAACCCCUAAUCUUCAAGCUAAAGUGGCGAAGAUGAUUACUGAAACAUUUGGAGAUGUGCUGUUUUCUCCCCCGGGAUCCGAGUGUCUUAAAGAGUUUCCCUCCCCGGAAUCACUAAAGAGGAGGGUUAUUAUAUCAACCAAACCGCCUCAGGAAUAUCUUGAGGCUAAAGCUGCUGCCGAAAAAGCUGCUGCGGCUGGAGACCUGAAGAGGGGAAAGAGUUUAGCUCCUGAUGAGGAAGCCUGGGGUAGAGAAGUCCCAGAACUGAAAAGAGCGGUUGCAGAAGAUGACAAGGUGAUUGAGUUGGAUGAAGAAGAGAGUAAAGAGGAGGAAGAUGUUGAGGAUGUAGAGUCCAAGUCCCCACAAAAUGUAGCUCCCGAAUAUAAGCGAUUAAUUGCCAUUCAUGCAGGGAAACCCAAAGGUGGAUUAAGUGAGUGUCUCAAAGUGGAUCCUAAUAAAGUUCGGCGUCUGAGCUUAAGUGAGCAACAGCUUGAAAAGGCAUCCGACACUUAUGGAAAAGAUAUAGUCAGAUUUACCCAGAGGAAUAUUCUGAGGGUGUACCCAAAGGGUAUACGUGUAGACUCGUCAAAUUAUAACCCAAUGAUUGGGUGGUCACAUGGUGCUCAAAUGGUUGCAUUUAAUAUGCAGGGAUACGGAAGAUCAUUGUGGGUGAUGCAAGGAAUGUUUAGAGCUAAUGGUGGAUGUGGCUAUGUGAAAAAACCAGAUUUUCUGUUGACGGCUGGUCCAAAUAAUGAGGUCUUUGAUCCUAAACAUAAGUUACCAGUUGUGAAAACAUUGAAGGUGAAAGUCUAUAUGGGAGAAGGGUGGUAUUAUGAUUUCAAGCACACACACUUUGAUGCAUACUCACCUCCGGAUUUUUAUGCAAGGGUGGGCAUUGCUGGAGUUGCUGCCGAUACUGUGAUGAAGAAAACAAAAACCCUGGAGGACAACUGGAUCCCUGCUUGGGAUGAAGAAUUUGAAUUUCCAUUAACUUGUCCUGACCUGGCUGUGAUUCGUAUUGAAGUUCACGAGUAUGACAUGUCAGAAAAGGAUGACUUUGGAGGACAGACGAGUCUACCACUAUCGGAGCUGAAAAGGGGAAUCCGAGCAGUUCCCUUACACGACCAUAAGGGAGAGAAAUACAAAUCUGUUAAGCUUCUUAUGCACUUCGAUUUAGUUUGAUGUAGUUACAUACCGCAAGGGAGAACAACAAUAAGUACAAAGCCGUCUAUGGAGUUCCAAUCAGCUUGUAAAUUUUAGUGAGGAGUGUAUGCAUUUUAUUGUAAAAGAAUUGCUUUCCCAGUGUGUAAAGUUGUAAGAUUGAAGAUGAUUUGAGAACACA
This is a messenger RNA of Argentina anserina (silverweed cinquefoil), 2057 nucleotides long. RefSeq names its product phosphoinositide phospholipase C 2-like. The transcript has 9 exons. NCBI's taxonomy places the organism in Eukaryota, Viridiplantae, Streptophyta, Magnoliopsida, Rosales, Rosaceae. Gene Ontology annotation, biological process: release of sequestered calcium ion into cytosol; phosphatidylinositol-mediated signaling; lipid metabolic process. The record is from RefSeq and is a predicted model, not a curated record. Bases 104 to 1897 code for a protein of 597 amino acids. Gene Ontology annotation, molecular function: phosphatidylinositol-4,5-bisphosphate phospholipase C activity.